GCGCCCAUAUAAGGGGCGGCGGCGGCGCACGCCCCGCCAGAGCGCGGCGGCGGCGCGGAGCCGAGGGGAGCGGAGACAGCCAGCAGCGCUGCGCCGGGCCUCCGCCGCGCCGGGGCAGCCCCCGCCCUCCGUCGUCCGCUCGCCCCAGCCCCGGCGGCCGCCGCCGCCUCCUCCUUCUCCUCGCCGCUGCGGCCCUAUCCCCCGCGGCACCAUGUCAGUGGAGCUGGAGGAAGCCGAUCUGCCCCUCACCGAGGCGGAGGAGGUGCCGCUCGCGCCGGAGAAGAAAGCGGCCUCUAAGAAGGCGAAAGGCGGCGGCGGCGGCUCUUCUUUGUCGCCUUCGAAGAAGAAGAAGAACAACAAGAAGAAGAACCAGCCGGGCAAAUACAGCCAGCUGGUGGUGGAAACGAUCCGCAAGCUGGGCGAGCGCAAUGGCUCCUCGCUGGCCAAGAUCUACAACGAGGCCAAGAAGGUGGCCUGGUUCGACCAGCAGAACGGCAGGACCUACUUGAAAUACUCCAUCAAGGCGCUGGUGCAGAACGACACGCUGCUCCAGGUCAAGGGCACCGGCGCCAACGGCUCCUUCAAGCUCAACAGGAAGAAGCUGGAAGGCGGCGGCGACGGGGGCGCGGGCAGCAGCUCCCACAAGUCCCACAAGAAGGCGACGGCCUCCGCGUCGCGGCGGGCGGAGAAGAAGCCCGCGUCCAAGAGCAAGAAGCCCGAGAAGAAAUCCCACAAGAAAGGAUCCGGCACCGCGGCGGCCAAGAAGGACAAGGGCAAAGCCAAGAAGGCCACCAAGAAGGCGGCCGCGUCCCCGGGGGGCAAGAAGGUCAAGAAGUCCGCAAAGCCCAAGGCGCUCAAGAGCAGAAAGGCAUGAGAACGGGGCGCGGGGAGCCCCGCCGCCGCGGCGGGGGAGCGGGCACCGCGGCCUCCCUGCCCGCCCCCGCCGCCCAGGACUGCGAGCCCCACGGCACAGACUGAGGACAGACCCCCGGGACCCGCUUUGUCUUUGUGUUGCUGACUCGGCUCCGCAGCCGCCUCCGUGCGCAGUGAGCGGGGCUGCGGCUGCCCCAGCCUCCCCAUCCCCCCCGCCGCCUUAUUUUUCCUCCCCCCCCCACCCCCCCGUCGCUCCCCUUUGUUUUCGGCCAUGCGCCACCCCCUUUGCGGACGGUUUCUCAUUGCCCCCCUUUCCCGGCGCCCCGGUGGUUUCACAGGGGUAUUUUCCCGCCUUGUCGCCAUGGCAGCCAUCUUUGAGCGCCCCAGCUCCCCCGGCCGGGCCCGCGCCACGUGGGCCCCGCUCCCGCCGCCCGCGCGCGGAUCGGGCCCCCUCCCCUCCGCUCCCUUCCCCCCCCUUUUGUUACUGUUGCCUGCGCUCGGAAUUUUCGAAAAGCGACGGCGCCCCCUAUUGGCUCCCGGCCCCCGCCGCCAUGGCAACGGCCCGUUGGGCGCCAAUUGGUUGCGGUGGCGUCCGGGUCGCUGAGGAGGGGCCGGCGCCUGCGGGCGGCCGCCUUCCCCCUGGCGCCCGCGCGGGACCAAGCGGCGCGGCGCGGCGGCGGGGCGGCCUCUGCCUGCGGGGGCCCGGGCGCGUCCGCGCUGGCUGCGCCCCGCAGCCCCUGCAACCGCGUAUUCAGGUCGCAUCUUCAAUGGCCUUUAAUUUUUUUUUUUUGGUGGUUUUGGGGAUAUUGGGGGAGGGGGGAGGGGUUUUUUUCUUUUCGGUUGUCGUCAUUUCAAAUAAAUUGUUAAAAACUUUGA
Messenger RNA from Dromaius novaehollandiae (emu), 1749 nucleotides. RefSeq names its product histone H1.10. The record is from RefSeq and is a predicted model, not a curated record. Gene Ontology annotation, biological process: nucleosome assembly. The coding region runs from base 212 to 874 and encodes 220 amino acids. Gene Ontology annotation, cellular component: nucleosome. The transcript has a single exon. Gene Ontology annotation, molecular function: structural constituent of chromatin; DNA binding. Lineage: Eukaryota; Metazoa; Chordata; Aves; Casuariiformes; Dromaiidae.